GGGCUCCUAGACUCUUACUCAAAAGCCUGUGCACUCCAUGUCCUUUGGUUGUUUGCCAGUCUGCUCUGGUUUGAUUUCCUGAGUUUGAAAGCUCCAGCCCUGAUCCUCGCCGACGCCAACCAGUGAUAAGAGCCAUGCCGCCGAAACGGCGAGCCAGCACCGCAGGGCCUCAAGAGGCUCCAGUUAGAUUUCCGAAGCGGCGAAGAUACACUACCUAUGUUCCAGAAACAGACGAGACUCCCGAGCAAACCACCAAGGGCGGGUUGGAAUUACUCGAAAGAAUAAAGGCGGCGAAGGACAAAUAUCACAAUCCUAUCUCGCCGGAAUUCCUACAUCUUCCUGAUCGAAAUAAAUUUCCGGAGUAUUUCGCGGCUAUCCGGCUUCCUCUUGCCUUGGAUAUAAUUGAGAAGAAGCUCCGAAAUCAUGAAUAUCCCUGCCUCACCCUUCUCGAAGCCGACCUUCGCAGGAUGGUCAGCAAUGCGAAAUCCUACAAUGAGAAGGGUUCGACCCUAUUCUCUAAUGCUGAACGGAUUCGCAAAAUUGUUGUUGCAUUUAUGAGCGAGAGCAACCCGGCUUAUAAGGAUGAGAAAUAUGUUCCGUUUUCUGCACCGGUGCCGGACGAUGACGAGGAUGAGGACGAUGGGGAGGGGGAGGAAGAGGAGGACGUGUCUACAGAGCCUCCCCCCAAACGAUCAAGUUCUCGGACCGACCAGAGUGAAGCGACCUCUCGGAGAAAUGGACAGGCUCAUACACAUCGCACUCCAACGACAGAUCGUGAGGUUGAGCCAAGCGAGUCUUCUAACCAUGCCUUUGAAGGAGACACUUUCGAUCAAGCCCAAGAAAGAAUCAUAUCUGAGAUGAUUCGCCUGAAAGAUGAAGAUGGCGAAGAAGUAUUCUUUCCUUUUCUGUCCAAGCCCGACCGCACGUUAUACAAGGAAUACUACGACUUUAUCCAGCACCCAACCUCUUUGAGGACCAUCUUGAAAAAUGUUCGUGGCACUGCCCGAAAGAAAAAUGCUCCCAGGAUCUCGCCAUUUAGGACCUGGGAUGCCUUUGCCGAUGAAGUCAGUUAUAUCUGGCGAAAUGCUCGAGAAUUUAACGAGGAUGGAAGUGCUAUUGUUGAACUGGCUGGCGAACUUGAGCAACACUUCCUCCGGCGCCUCGAGGCAGCGCGGAGAGCCGUACCUGAGCCAGCUCCAGCCAGCGAGGGCGGCCCAACUCGCAUCAAACUCAGAGUGGGAACCACCAAGACCCCUGAACCAAGUUCCCAGAAACUUACGUUGAAAUUCCCCGGUAAAUCUGCAGAAGCCACUGGCGAUAAGCAACAUCUUGGUGUCAGUGUCGACAGUGAAUCCCUUAGAAGACAGCAAGAGCUUGUUAGAGCCGGUUCUGGCCGUACAGAAACGCCUUCUCAGCCACCUACCUCCACUAGGGUUUUGCGUGACCGGGCGCCAUUUGCCGCGAAAAGCCAAACCCCUCUACAGCAACCGGCAUCCGGUCCUCCAACACCUAAGCCCAAGGUCGAAGGUCAUCCGAGCCAAUCUCCCCGAGGAGUGGCACCCAAUGUUGCUCCACACAACGAAGUCAACAAUCAAUCAAAUGGUCUUUCACCGGCUCUCGCUGCCGCUACUCCAACACCGAAUGGCCCUUACUUGCGCUCAGCCGGAGCUGCCGCUCAAAUGAAUUCCCAUAAGUCUGUCACCCCGAGCCAGCCUUCUGCUGGGCCAGCCACAGGUUGGCCACCACGGAGAUAUGUAGUGCCUCGCUCACGCUUAAUCACUCAUGUAAAUCUCCGCACGGAAAACGGACCGAAGUUCAAUCUGGAGAUUCCUUCCUCCUGUAUUACGCCUAGACAAUCUGUGACCCUGAGUGUUCCCUUCUCUCACAACCUCUUGUAUCUCCGACCUACUGUUAUAUCAAGCAAUCUUGAGCGCCAGACUCAGCUCACUGUGACCGUUGGAAGCCAGAAAAUACCUUCGAUUGGGCCACCAGUACGGUCUACGGAUUUCACAAUACCUAAGUAUGAGCUUAGGUUAGGACCAGGAGUUACUAAAGUUGAUAUUGAGAUGCACGCUGCGCCUGGGAGAGGGCUUGUGAAUCUAUCCACGCCUAAUGGACCCGGGGUGGAAUACGAGGCUUUUACCUUGUAUGUUCAUGUUAUGCACAGGUGAUGUAUCCGUCUGUGGCUAUGCUCGACGGCAACAAGAUGGUGGUCAGCCUCGGAUUCACCGUUGCAAGGAAGGAUUGCAGCGCAAAAGUACUUGGCUCGUUGGUCACACUUAGGGAUUUACAAAGAUUGCUUUGCCUUUGGUUGAGCUUCUGUGGGAUUGGCGUGAAAGUUCGGGGGGGUGUUCCAGUGGUGUAUCAUUGAAGAAUCUUUUCAGCGGCAUGGAUCGGAUGGGCUUGGAAUUAUGGUCAAGAGGAGCAACUCGCCAUUUACAUGGCGAUAUUCUAUGCGCUCGGCUUUACCUUUCAUAUAAUAUCCCCUUUUCUCCUGAUGUUU
Coccidioides posadasii C735 delta SOWgp is the source of this 2503-nucleotide messenger RNA. RefSeq lists its product as uncharacterized. The record is from RefSeq and is a predicted model, not a curated record. Gene Ontology annotation, biological process: transcription elongation by RNA polymerase II; chromatin remodeling. Gene Ontology annotation, molecular function: protein binding; chromatin binding. NCBI's taxonomy places the organism in Eukaryota, Fungi, Ascomycota, Eurotiomycetes, Onygenales, Onygenaceae. Gene Ontology annotation, cellular component: RSC-type complex.